AUGAGUAGCCAGAUAACGGAAAAUGAGUUCUGGGAGGGCCGAGAACAUCUCAUUCUAGCACAAGCUGCUGCCGAAAGUCAGAAGCGUGGAAAACCUGGACAACUGGUGGACCCUCGUCCUCAGACCGUAGAUGGAGAGAUCAAGAUUAUAAUAACCCCUCAGCUUGUCCAUGAUAUAUUUGAGGAAUAUCCUGUUGUUGCGAAAGCUUACAACGAUAAUGUACCAAAUAAGCUUUCAGAAGCCGAGUUCUGGAAACGUUACUUCCAGUCCAAACUGUUCAAUGCGCAUCGUGCUUCCAUCCGUUCUUCUGCAACACAGCACGUGGUUCAAGACGAUCCUAUUUUUGAUAAGUACUUGGAGAAGGAUGACGACGAGCUGGAGCCUCGCAGGCUUCGGGAAGAAGCUGUCGACAUCUUCAUAGAUUUGAAUGCCACUCAAGAAGAUCAUGACGAGACAGGAAAUGUCAAAGAUAUAACCAUGCAGGCGGGAAAGCAAAGGGCUGUACUCCCCUUGAUUCGCAAAUUCAAUGAGCAUUCCGGCAGGCUUUUGAAUACGGCGCUAGGAGAGCGUACUGCAAAACGCAGGCGAGUGGAUGUGGGAGAGGGAACAGAUCAUAUCUCGCAGCUGGAUCUGGAUGAUUUACAUGACAGUCAAACCUCAGUGGGUAUAUUAUUGGAUAUGCAAGAUCGGCAAAGGUAUUUUGAGAGUAGAGUGGCAGAUUCCUCGGGGCAGCUGGCCGUUAAUGAGGUUUUGGAUAUCAAUACAGCUCUGAAGGAGUUUAAGCAAAGCUUAUCCGGCUGGACCGAUAAUCUGAAAAAGCUCAAAUUGGAACGCAAAGCUGGAGAAGAGGCACUUAUUGCUAUGACUGAGAACGUCUCUGCUCGCCUGGAAGUGAAGAUGAAGAAGCAUGACAUGCCUGAAGGCUUGUUCCGUCAGAUGACAACGUGUCAGACAGCUGCAAAUGAAUUUCUACGCCAAUUUUGGUUAUCUGUCUAUCCGCCAGCGACAGAAGGGCAAACUUUAGCUAUGCCAACGCCGGCACAAAGAACAGCAAAGGCUACCAAGAUGGCUGGAUAUCUGAGCAAAACACCGAGCAAAGUGACAGCACUAAUCGAGACUGCCCGGCGGGAGGGCGUGGAUCCUUCGCGUGUGGAGGUGGCUAUGCAACCAGCAUUGGAUGCGGUUGAUAGAGCCCUUGCAUUUUGGCAUGCGAGAGGCUCACAAGUGACUGGCUGA
Molecule: messenger RNA, 1236 nt
Organism: Fibroporia radiculosa
Lineage: Eukaryota; Fungi; Basidiomycota; Agaricomycetes; Polyporales; Fibroporiaceae
Exons: 11
Coding region: 1-1236 (411 amino acids)
Biological process (GO): transcription by RNA polymerase I; nucleotide-excision repair; transcription by RNA polymerase II
Cellular component (GO): transcription factor TFIIH core complex; transcription factor TFIIH holo complex
Source: RefSeq, a predicted model, not a curated record